CUUUUGGAUUUCCAUUUUAAAUAGCGAGGGAAUUGAAUUCAAUAAUUGAGGAGGGAUAGGAACUCAAAAGGUCUGAUUUUUCUCAUCUACAGAUCAAUCUUUUUAUUGGGUUUAAAUCGAAACCCUUAGUUCUUGUUUGUUUCGUUGAAAUUAAAUAAAGAGAAAGAUGGGACUAUGGGAAGCUUUUCUCAAUUGGCUGCGAAGUCUCUUUUUCAAGCAAGAAAUGGAGUUGUCUCUAAUAGGACUUCAGAAUGCUGGGAAAACAUCACUUGUAAAUGUUAUUGCAACUGGUGGAUACAGUGAAGACAUGAUCCCAACAGUAGGAUUUAAUAUGAAGAAGGUAACAAAAGGGAAUGUCACAAUAAAGUUGUGGGAUCUUGGAGGUCAACCAAGGUUUCGCAGCAUGUGGGAGAGAUACUGCCGUGCAGUUUCAGCUAUUGUAUAUGUUGUGGAUGCUGCUGAUUUUGAUAAUUUAUCUGUUUCAAGAAGUGAACUUCAUGACCUUUUGAGUAAGCCCUCACUGAAAGGUAUUCCCUUGCUGGUGCUGGGGAACAAAAUUGACAAACCGGGUGCUUUGUCUAAACAAGACUUUACAGAACAAUUGGGGCUCAAAUCUAUUACUGACAGAGAAGUGUGUUGCUUCAUGAUAUCAUGCAAAAACUGCACUAACAUUGAUACAGUUAUCGAUUGGCUGGUAAAGCAUUCGAAAUCAAAGAAUUGAGUGUAGUCACUGUACUUAUAGUGGUCACUAUGACGAUUUUAAAUAGCUGAAUUUCAGCUUUGUUGAAGUGGGAUUCUUCUGUGUCUAACAGGGUUUAUUUAUGUCUGACCAUCAUCUUUUUUUUUUUUUCUGCAUGGCUUUAAUGGCAGUAUGUUUUGUUUGGGUUGGCAUCCAGGUUUUGAUGACAGCUUUGUAUUCUUGUUGGAGUUGGGGGUGCAAACUUGCUUGAUAUUUAUGUACAGAUACUAAAUUUAUGAUUUGCAAUUUAAACAUGAUACAUGUGUUGUGGUUUUUGAGUGAAAUAA
This is a messenger RNA of Hevea brasiliensis (rubber tree), 1026 nucleotides long. Its product is annotated as ADP-ribosylation factor-like protein 8a. NCBI's taxonomy places the organism in Eukaryota, Viridiplantae, Streptophyta, Magnoliopsida, Malpighiales, Euphorbiaceae. The record is from RefSeq and is a predicted model, not a curated record. Bases 167 to 721 code for a protein of 184 amino acids. Gene Ontology annotation, molecular function: GTPase activity; GTP binding. Gene Ontology annotation, biological process: protein transport. The transcript has 6 exons.